Messenger RNA from Mytilus trossulus (common blue mussel), 1800 nucleotides. Its product is annotated as alkaline phosphatase-like. The transcript is spliced from 10 exons. Gene Ontology annotation, molecular function: alkaline phosphatase activity. Bases 76 to 1692 code for a protein of 538 amino acids. NCBI's taxonomy places the organism in Eukaryota, Metazoa, Mollusca, Bivalvia, Mytilida, Mytilidae. The record is from RefSeq and is a predicted model, not a curated record. Gene Ontology annotation, biological process: dephosphorylation.
CACAUUUUUUUCUUUAUACAAUCUGUGUUGUCCAUCCCGAGUUAUCUCUGAUAAUUUACAUGCACCUGGAGAGCAAUGGCGUAUAGAACUUUGACAUCGUUUCUACUUGUCUGUGUUUCCUAUUCAUUAUGCCAAGGACGGAUAGAGCCUCCCGAGACAGACUGGGACAAACUAGCAACGGACAGUUUGCAAAAGGCACUCAAACAAACAUACAAUACAAAUUUGGCAAAAAACAUUAUCUUAUUCAUCGGAGAUGGAAUGGGCGUGUCCACUGUAACUGCAGGCAGAAUAUAUAAAGGUCAAAAACAAGGCCAUCCUGGCGAAGAGACGAUUCUGAAAUUUGAAGAAUUUCCUCAUGUAGCCUUGUCAAAGACAUACGGAAAUGAUAGGCAGGUUCCAGACUCUGCGCAAACAGCCACGGCGCUGAUGAGCGGUUAUAAAACAAAUUUCUACAUAGUUGGCUUCAAUGACAAGGUUACAGAGGGGGAUUGUUCUGCUGAAACUGAAGAGAACAAACUUAAAUCUAUUCUUCAUCACUUUAAUGAUGCCGGUAGAUCUACAGGUGUGGUAACGACUGCACGACUGACCCACGCGACACCUGCCUCGUCCUAUGCCAACAGUGCUAACAGAGACUGGGAGUACGAUGCUAUACUCAAAAAAACAAACGUUACAGGAAACUGUAAAGAUAUUGCUUACCAACUUGUUUAUGACAAUUCGUAUAUACAGGUUGCCAUGGGCGGCGGAAGAACGAGGUUUUUACCUAAUACCACUACUGAUACAGAGGAUGGCAGCAAGGGUAAAAGAACUGAUGGCUUGAAUUUAGUAUCUGAAUGGCAAAAGAAGCAAAAUGAAAAGGGAAGGCGUAAUCAAUAUGUAACUAAUAAACUGGAAUUUGAUAGGAUAGAUCCAGCUACCACAGACUCUGUACUAGGCCUUUUUGAGUCAUCACAUAUGCAGUAUGAAGUUGAUAGAAAUAAAGCAAACGACGGAGAACCAAGCUUAGAAGAAAUGACAGAAAAAGCAAUAAAAAUUCUUAAAAAGAACACUAAAGGAUUUUUCUUAUUGGUUGAAGGUGGUCGUAUAGACCAUGCUCAUCAUGACAAUACUGCAAAGAGAGCAUUAGAAGAAGUAUUAACAUUGGAGAACGCAGUGAGAAAAGCCAUCGAACUUACCAAUCAGGAAGAGACGUUGAUAAUAGUAACGGGUGACCAUUCACACGUAUUCAGUAUAGGUGGUUAUCCGUACAGAGGAAAUGAUAUUUUAGGUCUUGCCAAUCCAUUAUGGUAUGAACCCUCGUUAGAUAAGUUACCGUAUACAACAUUAUCUUAUGGAAAUGGACCGGGUAUGAAUUAUACUAUUGUGGGCAGAGAGAAUAUCACAGGAGUUGAUACAACUUCUGAUAACUACGUACAACAGAGUGCUGUUCCCGUUGCAUCAGAGUCACAUGGCGGAGAGGAUGUACCCAUAUUUGCCAUUGGACCGAUGUCACAUCUUAUUCACGGUGUUCAAGAACAACAUUAUGUUGGUCACGUGAUGCAAUUUGCUGCAUGCGUGGGAAAGUAUUCCAAAAAUUGUGAUCGCAUAGUAACAAAUCCACAUUCGGCUUCUAGUGCAAAUGAGAUACAGUUUUCCUUUUUAAGAGUGAUAAUGUAUGGAAUUUUAGGAGUAUUACAUGUAAUGCUUAUAUUUUAAUAUCGUACUGUUGUUUUAUUUUGUUUCUAUUUUGAUGCGUCAUUAUCCAGAUCAUAUUUUUUAUCAUGUAUAAGUGUAUAGUUAACAAAAAUAAACAUAUUGUAUAUA